Messenger RNA from Saprolegnia diclina VS20, 2955 nucleotides. RefSeq lists its product as hypothetical. Gene Ontology annotation, cellular component: nucleus; cytosol. The coding region runs from base 1 to 2955 and encodes 984 amino acids. Gene Ontology annotation, molecular function: cysteine-type endopeptidase activity; cysteine-type deubiquitinase activity. The transcript is spliced from 8 exons. Gene Ontology annotation, biological process: protein deubiquitination. The record is from RefSeq and is a predicted model, not a curated record. Lineage: Eukaryota; Oomycota; Saprolegniomycetes; Saprolegniales; Saprolegniaceae.
AUGGCCAUGGCGCGCAUGCAAGAGCGCGUGAAGGAGCUUGAAGGUUGCCUCACCGACCGCGACGCGACCAUGACUCUUUCGACCAUGAGAAUCGCCGAGCUCGAGGUCGCGCUCGCGAACAAGACGCCGCAGCUCGCGGACGGGCGCAGCAGCGAAAGCGCGGCAGAUGACGGUCACGCAGGCUCAGGCCGCCUGGCGCUGCGCGUCAAGGGGCUGCAAGGUCUUCUUGCGCAAGAGCAGCGUGCGCAUGACGCUACUCGCGCCGAGCGCAACGCGCUGAGUGACGCCCUCAAGCUUGAGCAAGCGAAGUACAACAUAGCGGCAGAUAAGGGUGCGCAGCGCGAGCUUUUGCUCGAGAAGCAACUCGCGGACGCCCGCAGCGGCAAGAGCGCGGCAGCUGUCGUUGACGCAGGUAUCUUGAGCCGGCAGACGCAGCGCGUCAAGGAGCUGCAAGGUCUCCUUGCGCAAGCGCACGCCGACCGUGACGCGCUUACGCUCGCCCUCGAGCUUGAGCAGGCGGCCCACAACGACGCUCGUGUCAACUGCGAUGUUCUCGUGCAAGAGCUGUCCAAGUCCAAGGAGACCGCAUCCAAGCACGAGACCACGAUCAACGCGCUCUCGCGCAUGUCCGCCAGCAACGACGCCGCGUCCACUCGCUGGAAACGGCUGGCCUAUGCGCUGCAGCGCUACACCCGCUCCUUUGACCGUCGUCACCUCGAGCUCAAGCCGCAUAUGGCGCCGGCCGGCCUCGAGCGCUUUGGUUUGACGUGCUAUAUCAACGUCGUUCUCCAUUGCCUUGCGCACACACUCUUCCUCACGCACAUCUCGGCCGCUCGCGACGACGCGUUUGCAAUGGCUCUCGCCGAGCUGCUCGUCGCCAUCCGCAACGGCGACACGUCGCGCUUCGACCACGACCAUCCCGUAUUGGCGUACUAUCGCGACGAGCAAGACGACGCUCUCGAGUACUUGACGUGGCUCAACGGCAUUCUCGAGCCGACACGAGUGCCGAUGGCCGUCUUUGGCAUGAACGAAAUCGCGACGAGAACGUGCAGCGACUGCCGGCAGAGCAGCACGGGGCGUACACCCAUCCACUACAUCACCGUCAAGCCGUGCAACUCGGUCGUCAAGGCGCUCAACAUCGCCCGCCCGGCGCUUGGGCAAGAAGAGACGGUGCAACGGAACUGCGACGAGUGUGGCCCGCUUCACAACCACGAGUCGCACACUCGUUUGGACCGAGCGCCGCCCGUCGUCGUCGUCAACAUGCCGUGCUACGAUCCAAGUGGCUUGGUCGAGGCCAAGAUCGUCAUCGAAAACCCGGCGAUCGAGCUCUCGAUCAAGCUCCAGGCGGCGACGUACGAGCUCGUGGCCGUGGUCGUGCACGAGGGCAUUAGCAAAGAGUGCGGACAUUACGUCGCCUACGUGCGCUCGCGCCACAACGCGCCGGGCUCGAAGGACCACACGUGGUACAAGAUGGACGACGACCACCCGGUCCAAAGCGUGACGACGGCCACGGUCAAGACGCUUCAAGGCACCUUGUUCUUUUACGAAAGAACCGACGCGACGGCGACCGAGACCAACCUCGAGAGCGCGAGCACCGUCCAACAUGGCCGCGACAAGCGCCCAAAGUCGCCCGCCAUCGACGACCCCGCUCCCAAGAAGCCGCGACACACGAGCAGCGAAGCGCUGCAAGGCGGCUUUGAGUUUAGCGGCGACCAACCAAGCGGCUUUGAGUUUGGCGAUGGUCAACACGACGACUUUGAGCUUGGCGGGUGGUCGCCGACCGAAGAGACCAAAGAGCCCGAGUCUCAGGCUUUGAGACGACCAGACGGUGCUGCGUCGCCCGAGAUUUCACGGCGCGACUUUGGUUCGACCCGCCGCGACGCGAUGGUCCAUCCCGAUGCAAACUACUCGGAAGUCCAGCCGUUCGUCGCCACGCCCGACUGCAUCGAGAUCUCGGACGACUCGGACGACGAGCAGGCUGUGGCCGAGCAGCAGCGUCCCGGCGCCUCCGAACACCAGGGCCGAAGCGCGCCAGGCGAGCCGCAGAGCUUGCGCGGGCCUGCGCCAAGCACCCGCAAGAAGCGCCAGUUUCGCUGCAUACCGCCGGCCCCGACUGACCGCAUUUUGCGCAGCAAUGGACCUGCGCCGGUGCCGGGGCCGCUGCGGCCUCAGCGACAAGAGAAGGAGCACACAGAAGAGCACAAGAUUGCGCACGUUGCGGCGAUCAAGGCGUCGAUUGCGAACAAGGAGAGACUGAAGGAGAUCCUGAAACGCCAAGCCCGUAGCAUCCGGGCCGCGACGCCCGAGGCGCGAUGCUUGACGAUACCGUCUCAUGCUUUGUGUAAGCCGCUCGUUCCGUUUGCAUCGCGAUCGACAGCCAAGGGCCUCACCCUCGACGACAAGCGCAAUAUCCUCCGUUGGCUGCGCGGAGCCUUCGGGUCGAAGAUAGCGGCCUCGCGCAAGAUGCGGGACAUCAAGACGGUCAUUCAAAUGAUGCACAUUGACGCCGACAACCUCUGGACGUUCACGCCCCUCGGUGCCAUGACGCCUGCCCAGGACACGUCCGCGACGAAGCUUACAACCUAUUUGAACGGCUUGCGUCUUGAUGAGCGGCUUGAAGCGUUCCCAUACCUCCAGGCGUUUGCGAACCUCAGCAACAACGCCGCGGCCUUGGUGUUUUCCAACACCAAGCGCAAGAAGAAUCCAUGGUCCUGUCUGGCCGCACUGCUGGGACCAUGUGACGCUCAACAUACCGCCGCGUCAUCAACGGCGUCCUUGAUCGAGCCCUCCUCGCCACCGGCAUUGGCUCGCGUCGACACACUUGUGGAGAGUGCGAUGGCGGUGGAGGCAAGCCCGUCGAACCGUCAUGGUCGCAGCGCCUCAGCGCCUCGCCAAAGCCUGAGCAAUGAUCAAGACAUUGUCCCGCCCCCAGCCCAAGAUGCACUGCUUGAUUGA